Zophobas morio is the source of this 696-nucleotide messenger RNA. RefSeq names its product pro-resilin. The transcript has 2 exons. Bases 69 to 560 code for a protein of 163 amino acids. NCBI's taxonomy places the organism in Eukaryota, Metazoa, Arthropoda, Insecta, Coleoptera, Tenebrionidae. The record is from RefSeq and is a predicted model, not a curated record.
GUCGCGCCUAUAAAGCCCCACAGCGCCGCCGAACCGCCACAGUCACCAUCGACCAGUCAGCAAGCAUCAUGAACACAUACACCGUGGUCCUCGCCUUCGCCAUGGCUGUAGCGACGAUGGCGGAACCCCCGUCCGGCUACAGCUACAGCAGGCCGGGCGGCGGCGGCGGCGGCAUCUCCUUCGGGGGCGGCCUGGGCGGGGGACUGUCCGGAGGCGGCGGCGGCUACACGGCCGUAUCGUCAGGCUACACCACCUCCGAGGGCGCCUCCGUCGACCCCGCGCUGCUGGAGCAGGUGCGCCAGAUCCUGCUGAAGGAGGAGCAGAGCUCGGGCUCGAUCGGGGGCGGCGGCGGCGGCGGCCACGGGAUCAGCAGCUCGUACGGCGCGCCGGCUCCCACGUACGGAGUGCCCAGCUACCACGCGCGGGUCGUGGGUAUCGACCUUGAGGGCAUCAAGCAAGCCAUCCAGGUGGCGCAAUACAACCAGGUGUCGCACCAGGCCGGAGGGUACCCUAGCAGUACCUACGGAGCGCCCUCGGGCUCCUACGGCGCCCCCUAUUAGCUCCGAGAGCUGCAGAACUGAACUGAGUGUAAAUACACCCUUCCACCACACGGGUCAUGAUGCAUUACAACGUUGCAUUUCUUGUAUAAAGCUUUUUGUAGGUUAUGUUUUAUAAAAAAAUACAUUUGUCACCGUA